This is a messenger RNA of Parnassius mnemosyne (clouded apollo), 7425 nucleotides long. The record is from the annotation of a GenBank genome assembly. Lineage: Eukaryota; Metazoa; Arthropoda; Insecta; Lepidoptera; Papilionidae.
CUGCACGUCACCGAGGUCAGUGAACCGUACGUACUGCGCGUGCGUGCGUCCGACCGCAGCGGGCACUAUGGCGACGCGCAGCUCGCUCUGUACGUGGGCGACGUGAGCGCUAACGACGGCGUGCCGCGCUUCCUGCGUCCCGCCGCCAGCGACCGCCUGCACGUCACCGAGGUCAGUGAACCGUACGUACUGCGCGUGCGUGCGUCCGACCGCAGCGGGCACUAUGGCGACGCGCAGCUCGCUCUGUACGUGGGCGACGUGAGCGCUAACGACGGCGUGCCGCGCUUCCUGCGUCCCGCCGCCAGCGACCGCCUGCACGUCACCGAGGUCAGUGAACCGUACGUACUGCGCGUGCGUGCGUCCGACCGCAGCGGGCACUAUGGCGACGCGCAGCUCGCUCUGUACGUGGGCGACGUGAGCGCUAACGACGGCGUGCCGCGCUUCCUGCGUCCCGCCGCCAGCGACCGCCUGCACGUCACCGAGGUCAGUGAACCGUACGUACUGCGCGUGCGUGCGUCCGACCGCAGCGGGCACUAUGGCGACGCGCAGCUCGCUCUGUACGUGGGCGACGUGAGCGCUAACGACGGCGUGCCGCGCUUCCUGCGUCCCGCCGCCAGCGACCGCCUGCACGUCACCGAGGUCAGUGAACCGUACGUACUGCGCGUGCGUGCGUCCGACCGCAGCGGGCACUAUGGCGACGCGCAGCUCGCUCUGUACGUGGGCGACGUGAGCGCUAACGACGGCGUGCCGCGCUUCCUGCGUCCCGCCGCCAGCGACCGCCUGCACGUCACCGAGGUCAGUGAACCGUACGUACUGCGCGUGCGUGCGUCCGACCGCAGCGGGCACUAUGGCGACGCGCAGCUCGCUCUGUACGUGGGCGACGUGAGCGCUAACGACGGCGUGCCGCGCUUCCUGCGUCCCGCCGCCAGCGACCGCCUGCACGUCACCGAGGUCAGUGAACCGUACGUACUGCGCGUGCGUGCGUCCGACCGCAGCGGGCACUAUGGCGACGCGCAGCUCGCUCUGUACGUGGGCGACGUGAGCGCUAACGACGGCGUGCCGCGCUUCCUGCGUCCCGCCGCCAGCGACCGCCUGCACGUCACCGAGGUCAGUGAACCGUACGUACUGCGCGUGCGUGCGUCCGACCGCAGCGGGCACUAUGGCGACGCGCAGCUCGCUCUGUACGUGGGCGACGUGAGCGCUAACGACGGCGUGCCGCGCUUCCUGCGUCCCGCCGCCAGCGACCGCCUGCACGUCACCGAGGUCAGUGAACCGUACGUACUGCGCGUGCGUGCGUCCGACCGCAGCGGGCACUAUGGCGACGCGCAGCUCGCUCUGUACGUGGGCGACGUGAGCGCUAACGACGGCGUGCCGCGCUUCCUGCGUCCCGCCGCCAGCGACCGCCUGCACGUCACCGAGGUCAGUGAACCGUACGUACUGCGCGUGCGUGCGUCCGACCGCAGCGGGCACUAUGGCGACGCGCAGCUCGCUCUGUACGUGGGCGACGUGAGCGCUAACGACGGCGUGCCGCGCUUCCUGCGUCCCGCCGCCAGCGACCGCCUGCACGUCACCGAGGUCAGUGAACCGUACGUACUGCGCGUGCGUGCGUCCGACCGCAGCGGGCACUAUGGCGACGCGCAGCUCGCUCUGUACGUGGGCGACGUGAGCGCUAACGACGGCGUGCCGCGCUUCCUGCGUCCCGCCGCCAGCGACCGCCUGCACGUCACCGAGGUCAGUGAACCGUACGUACUGCGCGUGCGUGCGUCCGACCGCAGCGGGCACUAUGGCGACGCGCAGCUCGCUCUGUACGUGGGCGACGUGAGCGCUAACGACGGCGUGCCGCGCUUCCUGCGUCCCGCCGCCAGCGACCGCCUGCACGUCACCGAGGUCAGUGAACCGUACGUACUGCGCGUGCGUGCGUCCGACCGCAGCGGGCACUAUGGCGACGCGCAGCUCGCUCUGUACGUGGGCGACGUGAGCGCUAACGACGGCGUGCCGCGCUUCCUGCGUCCCGCCGCCAGCGACCGCCUGCACGUCACCGAGGUCAGUGAACCGUACGUACUGCGCGUGCGUGCGUCCGACCGCAGCGGGCACUAUGGCGACGCGCAGCUCGCUCUGUACGUGGGCGACGUGAGCGCUAACGACGGCGUGCCGCGCUUCCUGCGUCCCGCCGCCAGCGACCGCCUGCACGUCACCGAGGUCAGUGAACCGUACGUACUGCGCGUGCGUGCGUCCGACCGCAGCGGGCACUAUGGCGACGCGCAGCUCGCUCUGUACGUGGGCGACGUGAGCGCUAACGACGGCGUGCCGCGCUUCCUGCGUCCCGCCGCCAGCGACCGCCUGCACGUCACCGAGGUCAGUGAACCGUACGUACUGCGCGUGCGUGCGUCCGACCGCAGCGGGCACUAUGGCGACGCGCAGCUCGCUCUGUACGUGGGCGACGUGAGCGCUAACGACGGCGUGCCGCGCUUCCUGCGUCCCGCCGCCAGCGACCGCCUGCACGUCACCGAGGUCAGUGAACCGUACGUACUGCGCGUGCGUGCGUCCGACCGCAGCGGGCACUAUGGCGACGCGCAGCUCGCUCUGUACGUGGGCGACGUGAGCGCUAACGACGGCGUGCCGCGCUUCCUGCGUCCCGCCGCCAGCGACCGCCUGCACGUCACCGAGGUCAGUGAACCGUACGUACUGCGCGUGCGUGCGUCCGACCGCAGCGGGCACUAUGGCGACGCGCAGCUCGCUCUGUACGUGGGCGACGUGAGCGCUAACGACGGCGUGCCGCGCUUCCUGCGUCCCGCCGCCAGCGACCGCCUGCACGUCACCGAGGUCAGUGAACCGUACGUACUGCGCGUGCGUGCGUCCGACCGCAGCGGGCACUAUGGCGACGCGCAGCUCGCUCUGUACGUGGGCGACGUGAGCGCUAACGACGGCGUGCCGCGCUUCCUGCGUCCCGCCGCCAGCGACCGCCUGCACGUCACCGAGGUCAGUGAACCGUACGUACUGCGCGUGCGUGCGUCCGACCGCAGCGGGCACUAUGGCGACGCGCAGCUCGCUCUGUACGUGGGCGACGUGAGCGCUAACGACGGCGUGCCGCGCUUCCUGCGUCCCGCCGCCAGCGACCGCCUGCACGUCACCGAGGUCAGUGAACCGUACGUACUGCGCGUGCGUGCGUCCGACCGCAGCGGGCACUAUGGCGACGCGCAGCUCGCUCUGUACGUGGGCGACGUGAGCGCUAACGACGGCGUGCCGCGCUUCCUGCGUCCCGCCGCCAGCGACCGCCUGCACGUCACCGAGGUCAGUGAACCGUACGUACUGCGCGUGCGUGCGUCCGACCGCAGCGGGCACUAUGGCGACGCGCAGCUCGCUCUGUACGUGGGCGACGUGAGCGCUAACGACGGCGUGCCGCGCUUCCUGCGUCCCGCCGCCAGCGACCGCCUGCACGUCACCGAGGUCAGUGAACCGUACGUACUGCGCGUGCGUGCGUCCGACCGCAGCGGGCACUAUGGCGACGCGCAGCUCGCUCUGUACGUGGGCGACGUGAGCGCUAACGACGGCGUGCCGCGCUUCCUGCGUCCCGCCGCCAGCGACCGCCUGCACGUCACCGAGGUCAGUGAACCGUACGUACUGCGCGUGCGUGCGUCCGACCGCAGCGGGCACUAUGGCGACGCGCAGCUCGCUCUGUACGUGGGCGACGUGAGCGCUAACGACGGCGUGCCGCGCUUCCUGCGUCCCGCCGCCAGCGACCGCCUGCACGUCACCGAGGUCAGUGAACCGUACGUACUGCGCGUGCGUGCGUCCGACCGCAGCGGGCACUAUGGCGACGCGCAGCUCGCUCUGUACGUGGGCGACGUGAGCGCUAACGACGGCGUGCCGCGCUUCCUGCGUCCCGCCGCCAGCGACCGCCUGCACGUCACCGAGGUCAGUGAACCGUACGUACUGCGCGUGCGUGCGUCCGACCGCAGCGGGCACUAUGGCGACGCGCAGCUCGCUCUGUACGUGGGCGACGUGAGCGCUAACGACGGCGUGCCGCGCUUCCUGCGUCCCGCCGCCAGCGACCGCCUGCACGUCACCGAGGUCAGUGAACCGUACGUACUGCGCGUGCGUGCGUCCGACCGCAGCGGGCACUAUGGCGACGCGCAGCUCGCUCUGUACGUGGGCGACGUGAGCGCUAACGACGGCGUGCCGCGCUUCCUGCGUCCCGCCGCCAGCGACCGCCUGCACGUCACCGAGGUCAGUGAACCGUACGUACUGCGCGUGCGUGCGUCCGACCGCAGCGGGCACUAUGGCGACGCGCAGCUCGCUCUGUACGUGGGCGACGUGAGCGCUAACGACGGCGUGCCGCGCUUCCUGCGUCCCGCCGCCAGCGACCGCCUGCACGUCACCGAGGUCAGUGAACCGUACGUACUGCGCGUGCGUGCGUCCGACCGCAGCGGGCACUAUGGCGACGCGCAGCUCGCUCUGUACGUGGGCGACGUGAGCGCUAACGACGGCGUGCCGCGCUUCCUGCGUCCCGCCGCCAGCGACCGCCUGCACGUCACCGAGGUCAGUGAACCGUACGUACUGCGCGUGCGUGCGUCCGACCGCAGCGGGCACUAUGGCGACGCGCAGCUCGCUCUGUACGUGGGCGACGUGAGCGCUAACGACGGCGUGCCGCGCUUCCUGCGUCCCGCCGCCAGCGACCGCCUGCACGUCACCGAGGUCAGUGAACCGUACGUACUGCGCGUGCGUGCGUCCGACCGCAGCGGGCACUAUGGCGACGCGCAGCUCGCUCUGUACGUGGGCGACGUGAGCGCUAACGACGGCGUGCCGCGCUUCCUGCGUCCCGCCGCCAGCGACCGCCUGCACGUCACCGAGGUCAGUGAACCGUACGUACUGCGCGUGCGUGCGUCCGACCGCAGCGGGCACUAUGGCGACGCGCAGCUCGCUCUGUACGUGGGCGACGUGAGCGCUAACGACGGCGUGCCGCGCUUCCUGCGUCCCGCCGCCAGCGACCGCCUGCACGUCACCGAGGUCAGUGAACCGUACGUACUGCGCGUGCGUGCGUCCGACCGCAGCGGGCACUAUGGCGACGCGCAGCUCGCUCUGUACGUGGGCGACGUGAGCGCUAACGACGGCGUGCCGCGCUUCCUGCGUCCCGCCGCCAGCGACCGCCUGCACGUCACCGAGGUCAGUGAACCGUACGUACUGCGCGUGCGUGCGUCCGACCGCAGCGGGCACUAUGGCGACGCGCAGCUCGCUCUGUACGUGGGCGACGUGAGCGCUAACGACGGCGUGCCGCGCUUCCUGCGUCCCGCCGCCAGCGACCGCCUGCACGUCACCGAGGUCAGUGAACCGUACGUACUGCGCGUGCGUGCGUCCGACCGCAGCGGGCACUAUGGCGACGCGCAGCUCGCUCUGUACGUGGGCGACGUGAGCGCUAACGACGGCGUGCCGCGCUUCCUGCGUCCCGCCGCCAGCGACCGCCUGCACGUCACCGAGGUCAGUGAACCGUACGUACUGCGCGUGCGUGCGUCCGACCGCAGCGGGCACUAUGGCGACGCGCAGCUCGCUCUGUACGUGGGCCACGUGAGCGCUAACGACGGCGUGCCGCGCUUCCUGCGUCCCGCCGCCAGCGACCGCCUGCACGUCACCGAGGUCAGUGAACCGUACGUACUGCGCGUGCGUGCGUCCGACCGCAGCGGGCACUAUGGCGACGCGCAGCUCGCUCUGUACGUGGGCGACGUGAGCGCUAACGACGGCGUGCCGCGCUUCCUGCGUCCCGCCGCCAGCGACCGCCUGCACGUCACCGAGGUCAGUGAACCGUACGUACUGCGCGUGCGUGCGUCCGACCGCAGCGGGCACUAUGGCGACGCGCAGCUCGCUCUGUACGUGGGCGACGUGAGCGCUAACGACGGCGUGCCGCGCUUCCUGCGUCCCGCCGCCAGCGACCGCCUGCACGUCACCGAGAACGCAACGAUCGGCACAGUGGUGUUCCAAGUGGUGGCGAGCGACCCCGACGACCCCACGCAGCCUUCCGGUCAGCUGCUCUACUCAAUACAGGAGGGCAACGCCGACGCAAAGGCGUUUGCUAUUGACCCUCAAACUGGUGUAAUCACGACGCGGCAGAGCCUGGACCGCGAGCGGCAGGGCGCGUACACGCUGGUGGUGUGCGCCACGGACCGCGGCGCGCCGCCGCAGCAGGCCACGCGCGUCGUCAGCAUCGCGCUCGACGAUGUCGACGACCACAAGCCGCACUUCGCCAGGGCCCUGGACGAUCCUCCAAUCCUAAUGACAACGAAGGAGGAAGUGCCCAUUGGCACAGUCAUCGGAAAACUUGAAGCCGUAGACGAAGACAUCGGAGAAAACGCUGCUAUAGACUACGCCAUUACAGCUGGCAACGAGUUCGCUUUGGUGAAGUUGGAACGUACAAAUGACAGCAAGGCGCUGAUAAUAGCGGCCGCCAGGCUGGACAGAGAGAGCGUAUCCAGGCUUUUGCUCACAAUCAAAUGCUUCAAAUAUGACACUACUCCGAAAUUAAACAAGAGUUACAAUCGUUUGGAUCCAUCAGAGAUCCAAGUGCUGGUCAAAAUAUUGGACAUCGACGAUCACUUGCCGGAUUUCGGCAGCCAGAACCUCACCGUUGGCAUCCGACUUAAUGUUCCCGUCGACACGGUCGUUGCUACAGUGCGUGCCAUAGACAAGGACCCGGAUGCUCUGCCCAUAGAUUAUAAGAUUGUCAAUAUGAGCUUCGAGUCCCCUAUCAAAUCUAAGUCCUUACUACUCCUAAACAACUUAACUGAUGUGAUGGUUUUGGACAAUGUCACGGGAGAACUCAAAAUAAUGAAGAAUCUGUUACACUAUGCAGAUGGCAUUUUUAGAUUGGUGAUCCGUGCUAACAAUUCACAAGAGGCCGAUCGCUACAGCGAUUUAAUGGUGGAGGUGGUGGUCGUGCGGGAGAGGGAUCUGCUGCGGCUGGCGCUGGGCGGGCGGGCCCGCUUGGGCGAGCUGCGCGCGCGUCUUGCCGCCCUGCUGCAGGGACAAAACCUGCGCCUCCAGUUGCACGACGCACCACACUCCGCCUUCUACGAUACCGCCGGACCAUGCUUCCAAUUCCGUAAAAUGGACACUGGGGAGGCACUCACGCCUAAAGCGAUGAAGGCGACAAUUCGAAAACUCGAUACCGAGUUCCAACAGAUACUUGAAGAGUUCGAAGUUCGGAACAUCACCGGCUGCGGUGCGACGCGCGUGAAACACACGCCCGCACAGCACGCGCUGCUGGGGCUGGCGGGCGCACUACCGCUCGCAGCACUUGUGGCGACGCUUGUACUGUGCUGCAUGCAUUCUAGCGCAAAGAGACGAGCCCGCUCGGGUCUGCUGAGUGCCCGGGAGGCAGCUAGUCACGUGUCAGCGCCGUCUCGUCUCUAUGCAGAACCGCUAUACUCAACCUGA